Anopheles stephensi (Asian malaria mosquito) is the source of this 6362-nucleotide messenger RNA. RefSeq lists its product as uncharacterized. NCBI's taxonomy places the organism in Eukaryota, Metazoa, Arthropoda, Insecta, Diptera, Culicidae. Gene Ontology annotation, molecular function: ADP binding; protein binding. The record is from RefSeq and is a predicted model, not a curated record. The transcript is spliced from 6 exons. Bases 955 to 5190 code for a protein of 1411 amino acids.
GCGCACGCACACAAACGCAACGUCACGCAGAAACAGAGAGUGAGAGAGAGAGAGAGAGAGAGCUGAUAGCCGUGGUAAUAAACAAUGAACGCCUGGGCUGCAGAUUUCAAAACAUUCAAGCGCCGCGAAGGCGAUGCAAGAGGAGCGCAUAGAGUGUGUUGUUUACGUGCGGUGCAGACGUGCAGCAUCGCUUCACGACAGUAGCAGCAGCCGCGGUAGAGUGUCGAUCGAUCCUCACGCCAUCGUUAGAACGCGAUCGUGAAGUGCGAGCGUUACAGUUCACGUUCAAGUGGAUUCGGUAGCUGUGUACAAAAAUAAAGCAACCACACGCAGCGUCAAUUGGGACAAGAUGCGACGAGAUUGUUGCUGAUGUAUGGAAGAGGAAGAAGAAGAAGAAGCAGAAGGAAUGGUGAAAUGAUGUCGUGGUGCGUUGUGCGCUGCAUCGGUGUCCGCCAGCUUAGCUAUUUCGCGUGUGAAUGAUAGAUGGCUCCGUCGUUCGUUCCAGCGGCCGUGCAACACCGUCAGAUCCUGCUGUGCUUUGUAGCGUUUGUCCGCGGUGUUUACGGUGGCCAUUCUGUGUGAGAAGUGAAGUUCCGAUGUGGCCUCUGCCGUUGAUGUGGCAUGUCCUUCCCCGUACAACAAUGUACAAUUUAGCGAAUUUGUAGCAAAACGCGGAAUAGAUGAUAGUUCACGGAUAGCUCAAUUUUGUAGCCAAUUUUUUUAUGUUUAUUAGUGCGUUUGUAUGUGUGUGUGCGUGUGCUUAUCAAUGUUCAGUGUGCAGUGUAAUUGUAAUUUGCUAGCGUAUAAUCGUUCCUGCGGUACGAAAAAGUAAUAAGUAGGAUAAGAAGUACGCACAACAAUCAAGGAGGAAGGAAGUUGUUUUUAUAAGAACAACCGCGUUUCCCAUUUAUCUUAAAGCAAUUGGUGGCAAUAAACACAAAGCAAUAAUACAAGAUGAACGAUCUCACCUGCCUGAAGUCCCUCCGGACGGUGCUGCGGGACCUGGACGUGUACGACGUGCUGCAAGAUUUCAUACACCACCGUGUGUUCAACAGCGAGGAAUGCAUUGAGAUUACGAACGAACCGGACGAAACAUUUAGACUGGAUCUGAUGUUUAUGACGCUAGAGGUGAAGCAGCAGAGCGACCCGCAGAUAGUGUCCCGCUUUAUGGACGCGCUGCGCAACUACUACGACUGGAUUGUGGACAAGUGGGAACUGUAUCGGAACACGGUGACGAAAGAGUACAACCAGUAUCUGUCGUACCGGAAUGAGUCAUUCAUGCCGUCGCAGGCUUCGAUCAGUGUGUACAGGAAGAACAUCCGAUGGACCAUACACAAGCACCUGAUGUCACUGCGCCACGGUGCAUCGGAACAUCGGUAUCUGUUCAUCUACGGUAAAAUUGGAACCGGCAAGCAGACGCUCGUCUGCCAGGCCUGUGAAGAUCUGACGGUUGUGAUGCGCAUGAACUACAAAAUCUUCUACCUCGAUCUGGCGUACUGCAACACCAAGGAGGCAACGCUGGAGAUGUUGGAAAAGUUGCGCGUGCAGCUGGGUGAUGCCGUGAAGCAGGAGGAGCGCAGCAACAACUACAGCUAUCCUUCGAACAAAAUCGACUACUGGAAGCGCACCUUUACGCAGGCGUUCGAGAAGGAACUGUCGGAAAGUUUGCUAGUGCUGGCGCACGUGCGCAGUGCCGAACUGAUCAAGGAUUUCGAUUUCAAGUGCAAAACCGUUGUGAUCACCAGCAACAAGGAUGUGGUGCACGAGGUGAGCGAAUCGGAACGGUUCGUCGUGGAACUGCCGCAAGGUUUUACGGAGGAGGAAGGGCUGGAGCUGUUUGCGCGAGCACUCAAGAAGAAAAACACCAUGCUACCACCGGAAGCGACGGAGCUGUGCCGUGCCUGUCAGGGUAACCCAUUUCUCAUCAACCUGAUCGCACUGCGGAUGAGCGAAGAGUGCAAGAACGAGGUGCCAAUCAACUGGAAGCAACACAUUGACAAUCUGCAGAAUUUCAGCAUCGGCAAGUCGGAGCGUGUUUCGAGGACGAUCGCUUCUACGCUGGAGCAGUUCAGCGAGGAGGAGCAGCAGUGCUUUCACGAUUUGGUGAUCUUCCGGGACAACGUGCCACUGUCGCCUCGUGUGCUGGAGAUGUACUGGGGAAAGGAUAAGGAGACGACCGAAUGUUUCCUGUCGAAGUUGGAACGGCGAGGACUGCUGGAGAAGCGGGUCUGUAAGAAUAAGAUGUUUUAUAUGAUGCAAUACAUUUGCUAUAACGAUAUCAUGCAUCCACCGGGCUCUGAUAUGACCAAACUUCAUCGUCGUCUGCUAAAAAACUAUAGCAUUCGUGAGAAUCUCACUAACCGUCGGGAGCUAGAACUGAGCAACGAGUUCCCGAACGAUGACUACUUCCACUUCUACAUCGGGUACCACAUAGAUAAGGCCGGGGAGCACGAUCUGUUUCCCGAGCUGUACCAGGACUUUGGCUUUCUGGAGCAAAAGUUGCGCAUCGCCGGGCUCGCCAAUACGGUGGGCGAUCUGCGCAAAUAUCAGGACAAAAUUUUCCCCUCCGUCGAGGACAAAGAGUCGAUCAUUGAUACGCUGAUCGAUUUCUUGAUGGUGGCGGAAUGUUUGCUGUCGGAGGAUUCACGCCUGCUGCAGAGGGCAUUAAACUUUCCCGGCGAAAUCGGGGACAUGGCGAAGGUGCAGGUGGAAAAGUUUAAGAACCGGCUGUGGUUCUGUGAUGUAUCUCACGGAUUUGAAUCAUCCGUCAUCAAGCUUUGCCAUCGUCCGGACAAGGUACGCCUGCAAGAUUCGAGCCACGUGUUUGUUUCGCUAGCCAACAACGAUAUCCAGCUGUGGAACCUGUCCGUCGAGUACGACGUUCCACCAAUGACGUUCAAGGGCUGUCACGGCGAUCAGGUGAAAGAUAUGCAGAAAACGGACCAAUUCCUGGUGGCGCUCAAUUGGCGCGGGCUGAUAAAGGUGUGGUCCACGAAGAAUCCACCCGAUCGUCCCGACUAUCGGAUGCGCGAUGCGACACCGCGCGAAGCCGAAAUGACACUGUCGAUAAAGGGUGGCUUCAGCUGUUUCUGUGUGCUGAAGCAGAACAAGCACACGGAACUGAUCGCGAUCAGUCAGUCGGGGUUGCUGUGCGUGUACAAGGUGUACACAACCGUGUUCCGGACGGAAAAGCCCGACAUUAAGCAUCAGACGGAUAUACAGAAUGCGUACAUCUUGCUGCCGCUGAGAGAUUUCCACUCGCCGGAUGGUGGUAGCGCGAUCAGACGCUGUCUGUUUCUGGUCGAGGUGGGCGAUGUUCCGAUGGGGAUCGUCUUCAACAUGAUGUCUACGAGCAUUGAGUCGAGAUUUGUGGAGCCGGAGGUAGCACUGAACGUGCACCAGCUGCCGGAAGGAUAUCUGUUCGUAAACGCUACGCAGGUGCGUUUGAGGCCGCUUCGGCCGUACGGGUUGGAUGAGGCAAGAGUUGUGUACGAAGGAAGGAACAGCGUUAACACGUGCAGUGUGGUGACGGAGGACAAGCGGUUCGUGGUGCUCGGUACACAGCGUGGCAUUUCGAUCAUCAACAUCAGCGAGGGUGUUGAGGUACGGCGCAUGAACAACAGCCACUCGAUCGUCGAUCUGGAUGUGCUGAUGAUGGAGGAGAGCAUGUCGCAUGUGCUGCUGGCGUCCAUCUCGAAGGAUGGUGAAAAUGCGAUGAAUCUUUACAGCUUGUCGCUCGACACCACUAAUCAGUAUCAGCUGGAAGGUGCUACCGUGUUUCUCGCCAGCCUGGAGGAUGAACCAGUGCUGCUGAACACCGUCGAUCGACACUGUCGGCUGCAGCAGACCCUACUGCAUGACAACGAUUGGGGCGUUUCGCACGAAAAAACGUUCACCAACGAACAGAUUGAUGCACCGGUGCUGUGCCUUAUCGAAACUCCUUCCUCGUACUACUUUGGACUUGAAAAUGGAAAGCUGCUGAAGCUGUCCGAAUGGCGCAGCAACGGCAAGAUGGUGAAUGUGGUCAAUCUCGGCACCGAGGUCAGCUAUCUGGACCAUUUCCGACGCACCACCGAGCUGGGAAGUGUGGACGUUUUGGUGAUAGCAGGCAAAAAUAUCUGCAAAGUGUACGUUAACGAAGGCGAAGAGUUCGAACUGAGCGAUACGAUACGGAAGUGUUACUUGCUUUACGAUCGCUUCCUGCUGCUGAUCGGUGAUCGGUGCUCGAUUCAGAUUUACGAUUUGGAAAACAAAUCGCUGGAGCUAGUACAAAAGGAGAUGGAACGUGCGUACGGUGCCUCGGCCUACCAGCAGCUGCCCCGUUCGGCACUGAUAUUGUGCACGGCCGAUGGGAUCGUUUACCACCUGGGAUUGCACCAGGCAGCAAUCGAAACGUUCGAUUUGGCACCGUUCGACGAGCUGCUGACCGUGAAACCGGUACAAGCCAAACUCGCCCCGCCCGUCAGCACUACCAACGUGAUAUGCAGCUGUGCCUUAUCGGCGGACGGAGAGUUCCUGGCGGUCGGGUGUCACGACGGUCGCAUCAUUCUUCACCAGAUGGAUCUCAGCCGGCAGCUGGGUGUAUUGGAAUCGCAUCAGUUCCCGGUGGCGGAGUUGUACUUUAGCAGCUGGAGUGAACCCGGCGCCCCCCACAUCCUGGUCAGCGUUGGCGAGCAGAUCGUGUUCUGGAGCGUAGACUAUCUGUACAACAAUCAACCGCGCAAGAGCGUCUCGAGCAUACGGCUCUCGGGGCGCUUCACCACACGCAAAACGACCGUGGCCGAUUCAAUGUACUCGGCGAACGAUAAUCGACGCUCGUACGGGAGCAAUCAUUCGGGCUUUUCGACACCGAUCAUGGGCAGUCCGGUGCAGAAAAGUUUCCUCGGCGAUCGGUUUGAAGAGUCGGCCCACUGGUUCGAUAAGCGUGGUUCGUCCGGCAAACCGCAUCUGCUGUCGUGCAUUAAGCUGAUCGGACGGGCCAAGCGGUUGAUAAUGAACAGGGAGUUUAACAAAUUUCUUACCUUGGACGAUGAGGGUUACGUUCACUAUUUAAGGUUUUAUCGUCCCUCGUCGAACCAGCUGCUGUUCCCACCUCCACCGACGUUCGCAAUGCGACCGUCGAUCGUAACGUCGGCGGUUACAACGAUGAUGAACGGUAGCAGUGGUAGCAACGCCGUCCAUUUCAUAUGACGGUUUUUAGCAAACGAACGAAACCUGCGGGUUAGCUGCUGUUACAUCCUACUGUACAUUCUGUACACUGCCUUUUUACGGUAAAUAAGAACCAGUAACUGUACUGUACGAUUUAUGCUCGAGACGACACUAAACCGCGUACCGUGGUUUUGUUCGUUUGCUAGUGCGUAAGCGCAUGUGUUCAUGCGUUCUGUUGUGUGUGUGAGUGUCAUGGCUGCUACUAAUGAUGGGCGCUUGGGAGCUGGCUCCGACCCUACCGCUCCGGAUCCGACUCCGACUUCGGUACCGUCGGUACCUCACCGACGGCUCCGACUUCGGAGCCCUUCGACAGCUUCGUGGCUGACUGCAAACUAAAGCUUUCGGAGACAGUUACGAACAUAGCUUUUCCUUUGUACGCCGGUUCUGGAGGCUUUAGUGCGUUUCUGGCUCCAGAGUCGAGGUGGAGCCGGCUCCGGAGCCGUUGAAGUGGAUCCAGCUGCGUACCGGUCGGAAUGCAGUCGGCUCAACUUUUUACUGGAGCCGGUUAGAGCCAGCUCCGGUACCGGUGCCGAUUUUCCCAUCACUAGUUGCCACUACUAGCGUCCCACAAUAUCCAUCCCUCCUUACCUAGCUGUGCCAAAAGAGUGCGUGUGGAAGUUUUUUUUUUUGGUUUUGGCUUUCCAGUCUUUCAUAGCCAUUUAAGCAUAGAAUCAACCAAACGUACGCGUUAGCGGAAGAUCGUUCAGUAGUGUGUGAUAAUAAGGACGAGAUCGAAUACUACUACUAUCGGAUAUCUCGAGGAACGGUUUUGUGAGAACAAUUCUUAACUUAAGUAAUCUAAUUUAGUAUAGCAAUAGCAAUAACACUCGAGACAAUGCUUGACUGAGUCGGUUUGGAAACAGUAUAGCAGAAACGUAGACUCAAGCUACUCCAAAUGCAUUUUUUGCAGAUUGUACAGAUUUUAGCCUAAUCGAAUCGCUCAACCGAGGGUGUUUCCUAGUAGGUGCACGGAUGCAUGCAGGCUACGGAAUGUCUGCCGAAGAGUGUGCGUGUUUUUUUAACGAUAGUAGAUAAAAUAGUUUACGAGUUUUAUUACAUUCCGUAGAUGUAAGAAUGAGUUUAUGGAACAAUUUUUUUUACCUAAAUACCGAAACCCGAACUAUCGAAUAAAACUUUAGAAGGUUGACUAUAAA